CAAGCCCGGCUCGCAUCUCGACUCGCAUCUCGACUCUGGCCCGCAUCGUGGACUUCAGCACCAUCACCAUCGCAAUCUUCCUGCCGGCCGUUCGUGAUGGGUGCAUCGAGCCUGUCUGCUCCCACAGUCCAUCUUUCUUGGCUUCCGGCCGACCGAUCCGCUGUCGCUCUCCAGAGCUACCUCCACACCAGCGAAGACGAGCUGCCAACAUCGCUCCCGCCGCCCUUCAGGGCGCAUCCUGCGGAUUCCCAGGCUGUCGACAGCUCGGUCGAGGAUAGCUCGCUCCAGCCAGAUCCAGCCGCCCUGGUCUGCGCCUAUCCAUCGCCCGUGUCCUUGAACUCGAUCGAGGUCAUCUGCAACGCCCGGCACCUGGAGCUCUAUCUGGACGACGAGUACUAUGAGACCUUUGAGGGCGCGCUGCUGGACGACGACGAGUUGAUCUUCUUGUUUGAGAUGAACGAGCUCGAGCAGACCCAGAGAAUCGCCAACAUCCGCCAGGUCAAAGUCAAGUUCGCUUCCUUGCCCAAGCAACAGAAGAGCCUGCUCCGGCUCUAUUCGUUCACCGUCCUGGCCGACCCGAACAGCGAGCUCGGGGAACAUUCUGCAGCAAGAGAUCAGCCACACGCACAGGCCUCUCCCGACCGCUUGAACCAGGACCACUCUCACGACGAAGCAGAGAACGACUUCGACAUGCAGUCGCUCUACGCCUCAUUGCUCUUACAACAGGGAAAGCUGUCGACUGGUGGUCAGCCCGCCAUUGCGACGAAUGCAUCCAUCGGCUCCCAACCACCGCACCCACUCUCAGGUCCAACCCAAUCGGCCGUUUAUGACCCCGCUCACAGCGACGCCAAGGCACUUGGUCAGCAUUUGAUGGAGCAAAUGGAUCGCCGACUGGGACAGCUCACAUUAGAGAUGCAGAGCCGCAUGAAUCGAAUCGAGUCCAAGCUCGAUCUCAUUUUGAGGAGAAUGGAACAGCAACAGCAGCGGCCAGAACAUGUUCAUCCACACCAAAUACCAGGGAGCUCUGAAACGAGCUAGUCGCUACGGGGCCAUGGUCCGGUACUGUGCAAGGGCCUUUUCCAGUGGCAUCCGCACCGAUUCGACAAGCUGCAUGGGUAGGAGUUGCCGAUGUAAGCAAAGGAGUUUCGGGUGAUGGGGUCACAAGCAGUGAUACUUCAGUAACAGGUGGGGCGAAGACGGCAGCGACGAGCCGCACUCACCUGCUGGAUUGUCUCGCUUUUCGAAUAAACCUGGGUAUUCAAAAUGCCCUGGCGCCGCUCCAGUUCCUUUGCGAGCUUUUCAAGCUUGGAGCGGCCGUCCUUGACGCCGUUCUUGGAGAGAUAUUGCACCGUCAACCAAAAGUGGCGGAGAAUCUCGUUGAUGGACAAAAGAAGCUCGGUGGCCUCGGCGAUCUGAGGAGUCGGAUGUCCAUUCAGCCGUUGAUC
This is a messenger RNA of Polychytrium aggregatum, 1445 nucleotides long. RefSeq lists its product as uncharacterized. The coding region runs from base 97 to 1038 and encodes 313 amino acids. The record is from RefSeq and is a predicted model, not a curated record. Lineage: Eukaryota; Fungi; Chytridiomycota; Chytridiomycetes; Polychytriales. The transcript is spliced from 4 exons.